Molecule: messenger RNA, 369 nt
Organism: Mesocestoides corti
Lineage: Eukaryota; Metazoa; Platyhelminthes; Cestoda; Cyclophyllidea; Mesocestoididae
Source: the annotation of a GenBank genome assembly
AUGAAGUACCUUGCUGCUUAUAUGCUCGCUCAGAUGGGUGGCACCAAUCGCCCCCAGGAAAGUGAUCUUAAAACAAUCCUUAGCUCAGUCGGGAUUGAGUGUGAGCAGGAGCGGGUUAAACUGCUUCUUGAUCAGCUUCAUGGUAAAAAUAUGAAUGAACUGAUAAACGCAGGAAAGGAGAAAAUGUCAACUGUGUCAUUUUCCGGUGCCGUCGCUCCCAGCUCUGGCGCCGCUCCUGCAGCCGCUGCUCCUGCUGCUUCAGGCGCAGCUCCUGCCGGUAAACCCGCAGCCGAAGCCCCUCCCAAGGAAGAGCCAAAGGAGGAGUCUGAGGAAUCGGACGCCGAUAUGGGCUUUAGUCUGUUUGACUAA